AUGCGCCUUGAGACUCGAAUUCAAUCACUGCUUUUCCGAUUUCCAUUUUGCAGUUACUGCCGCCGAUCCUCCGCCACUGCUAGUGGUAGUAGUACGCGACUGCGCUCGAGAAUGGCGUCGAGUUCAAGAUCAAAGCUUGCGGCGGCGGUUGGGAAUAUUCCCAAGCUCCCGUGGGAGGUGGACUUAGUCGACGGCAUAGCCAACACUUGCUGGGUGAAGUUCAGCAAGGAGGCGACAUUCGCGCUCUACACUCCCUUCAUCGUCUCUUUGGCGUCGGGAAAUCUUAAGGUCGAGACGUUCAGACAGUGCGUCUCACAGGACGUUCAUUUCCUCAAGCCAUUUUCUCAAGCGUUUGAGUUAGCAGAAAGAUACGCAGACGAUGAUGAUAAGCAUUGGAUUAAUAAGUUGAGGAAGAUUACCAUAAAAAAGCUCAACUUGCAUGAUUAUUGUGUCCAGGAAUGGGGCUCUGAUGUGGUCAAAGAUACUACUCCGAAUCCAGCAACUUCUAAGUGCAAAAAUUUCUUGUUGGAUACAGUGUUGGGAAGGAUUGAUGGGAUCAAACCUCUUGCUAGAGGAUUCACUCCUUAUGAGAAAACCAAGUUGGCCGCUUAUAUCAUAGGCCUUAUCACAUCUUGCAUAAGGCUUAAUGCAUAUAUUGGCAAGGAGGUGCGGGGAGUUUUAUGCGAACAUCAUCCCUACAAGAAGUGGAUUGAGAAUUACUCCUCAGACACUUUCCAGGAUUUUUGUUUGCAAACAGAGGAGUGCCUGGAAAACUUAAGUGUGGCUUUGACUGGGGAGGAGAUUGGCAUCGUUGAAAGACUUUAUUGUCAAGGAAUUAAACAUGAGACAGAGUUUUUGUUAGCUCAGCCAGUUAUUGAGAAAGCUGUUGUACCCCUCUCAGGAGAGCAUAAUCGAGUGAUGAUAUUUUCGGAUUUUGAUUUGACAUGCACUUUUGUUGAUUCAUGUGCCAUCUUGGCAGAACUUGCAAUAGUAACAGCUCCAAAAUCAAAUCAAAGACGAACUGCACGUAUGAUAUUGUCUGAUCUAAGAAAAAAAUGGAAAGUUAUCUCCAAGAAGUACACAGAUGGGUAUGAGCAGUGUAUAGAGAAGUUGUUAUCUACUGAAUAUGCGGAGAAGUUGAACUAUGAAGGUCUGCGAAAAGCACUUGAGCAACUUUCAGAUUUUGAGAAAGAAGCAAAUUUAAGGGUGAUUAAAUCUGGUGUGCUUAAAGGUCUUAAACUGGAAAACAUAAGACGAGCUGGGGAGCUUUUGAAACUCCAAGACGGUUGUAUGGAUUUUUUCAAAACUAUAAAAAAGAAGAAGAAAAAUGUAAAUGCAGAUGUUCAUGUGAUCUCCUAUUGUUGGUGUGGUUACCUCAUUAGAUCUGCCUUUUUAACAGGGGGUUUAGAUGACCUAAAGGUGCAUGCGAAUGACUUAGAAUUUGAUAAAUCUUUGUCCACUGGUGGAAUUGUGAAGAAGGUGCAGUCCCCCAUUGACAAGGUUGAAGCUUUUGACAAAAUCCUCCUAGAGAGCAGCGGGAAAGGGAAUGACGAUAAGAAGAAAGUAGUGAGUGUUUACAUCGGAGAUGCAGUAGGGGACUUGCUUUGUUUGCUUAAAGCAGAUGUAGGGAUCGUGGUAGGUUCAAGCCCAAGUCUGAGAAGAGUGGGGAAGCAUUUUGGCGUUAGAUUUAUUCCACUCUUUAGUGGUGUGGUUGAGAAGCAGAGGGAAUGUGUGAAAGAGAUGGAGGCCGGAGAAGACACUUGGAAAGGCGGCUUGUCCGGCAUUCUUUACACAGCCUCAAGCUGGGCUGAGAUACACGCUUUUGUCUUUGGCUCUUAGAAGAAUACUAACCUCAUUCGAUUCCUUUCCGUUGACCAGAAUAAAUAUUUUCGACGAAAAAUAAAGAAUCCAACGGCUACCUAUGAGCAUUGGAUAUGAGUUGAGUUGCGACGGCCAUCACAUCACAAAAAUGCUUGAGAAUUUGAGAGAAUUAAUGUAAAAAAGUGGCGCAGAGCAGUGAAGAGAAGGGGCAUGGUAAGAUGGGGAGAGAGAUAGUUGGGAAGAUUCCGAUGAUGAAGACGAAGAACAGCAGAAAGAAUAGAAGAAGCCAUGGGGAUUUUUUAGAGGGAACCACAAGCCUUCUCUGCCACUAGAGCCUUUGCCAGUUUUUUUUUUUUUUUUUUUUUUUAUAGUUUUAUCAGUUUAUUU
This is a messenger RNA of Ipomoea nil (Japanese morning glory), 2208 nucleotides long. Its product is annotated as probable aminopyrimidine aminohydrolase, mitochondrial. Lineage: Eukaryota; Viridiplantae; Streptophyta; Magnoliopsida; Solanales; Convolvulaceae. Gene Ontology annotation, cellular component: cytosol. The record is from RefSeq and is a predicted model, not a curated record. The coding region runs from base 1 to 1839 and encodes 612 amino acids. The transcript is spliced from 6 exons.